UUGCAUCCUGUGAAAGCAACCCUGAUAUCCUACCUCUAGACUACCUCUGCAGACCGACUUUUCCGUUGUCAGUACUCUUCACCUUUGAUAACUCAGUCGUCACCUCGCAACCGACAUAGGUACGAUACCCAACGACCAUUUUACCACGCGACCAUACCAUCGAGUAUCGACCCCUGCCUGGCGCCCUUCUACAAGCUACUGGACCUAGGGUAGGCAACUUGGGAGGUCCGUCCUUAUCAAAGUCCCUUGUUGCCGCGAUAAAGCCUCUCCCACACGUUGUGGAGCCUUGUCUCGUCAACCCCCCAGCGGCCGAACCGGGUGACAGCAUAUCCAUGGUUUAACAAACACGAACAAUUCAACCUUCAAACUAGGUAGAUAUCGACGACUUCACCAUCUACGACAGCAUUUGCGCGCUGCUCGAAAUCAGAUUGCCCGACAUAUUCCUCGGAUUUGAGAAUCGAGAACAAACAGAUACGCCCAAGUCAACUGACCACAUGAACUCCUCACAAAACGACAGAGCUCGAAUUCGUCAUCACAGAUAGCAACCCGAUAACAGAAUCUCGCGGCGAAAAGACAACCAAACUCGGCCCAUUGUGCUCCAUCGCUUAAUCGAAAGACGGUGAAUCGUAAGACGGUGAAUCGUCCGUCAGUAGGGAUACCAGAGGAUUUCAAGAAGCCAUAUUUCCGGCCACACUUCGGACCAUUCAUUCACCAUGACAAGACCUAGGCGGUCAUCCGCUACGAGCGAGGAGAGCGCGGGGACUGGGAGAGAGCAGGAACUGGGGAGUAUGUACGAUUACCUCGCAAAGAUCAUCCUCCUUGGGCCAAGCGGGUCAGGAAAAUCCUGCCUCCUUCAUCGCUUCGUGAAAAGCGAAUGGCGCGUUCUCUCCUCCCAAACAAUCGGCGUCGAAUUCGCCUCCAAAAUCAUAAAAGUCGGCACCGGCGCCCGCCGGAAGCGCAUCAAGCUACAACUCUGGGACACUGCCGGAACCGAGCGCUUCCGCUCCGUGUCCCGCUCCUACUACCGCGGCGCCGCUGGAGCCGUGCUCUGCUACGACAUUACAUCCCACAACAGCUUCUCCAACCUACAGCCCUUUCUCAACGACGCCCGCGCGCUCGCCUCGCCGAACCUGAGUCUCAUCCUGGUGGGGAACAAACUCGACCUAGCCGGAGGCGGCCAUCCCGGUGACGAAGAGGACCUGCUCGGCCCGCUGCCGCCACCUACACCAAGCAGUACCAGCGCGCAUAGCAUUCCGUAUACGAUUAGUAGUGUGCAUACGGGGAGCGCGGGCGUCAGCGUGGCCGGGACGCCGUUGCAAGCGGGGAGCUACGCUUCGUCUACUACAUCUACCAUCCGCCCGGGGGACAGUACGAGUACGAGUUACGGGUAUGGACUCGGGUCACAGCUACAAGCUACGGUGGCGCCGGAUGGACGAGAGGUUUCGGCGGUAGACGCGAGUCGAUGGGCAAGUAUGGUCAAUGUACCAGUGACAAUGGAAGUCAGCGCCUUCAGCGGCGAGGGUGUUGACGAGGUGUUUGGGAGACUGGCGAGGAUGAUCUUGACCAAGAUUGAGUUGGGCGAGAUUGACCCAGACGAUCCGAUGAGCGGGAUCCAGUAUGGCGAUUACGUGGGUGGAUGGAGCGGUGGUGCGAGCGAUGGAGCAAGUAUUAAAAGUUCCAUGACCGGGGACGAACAGGGAACAAGAAAUCGGAGGCGCAAGCCAAGGCGUGGAGUCCAGGGGUUGAGGGAGUGGGAGGAAGUCUUUACGCUCACCAGUGGCAGAAGGAGGAACAAUGGUUGUUGUUGAAUCUGCAUGGGUUGAUGUUUUGGGUCGUUAUUUUUCUGGGAGAAGGCGUUCUUUACCCCAGCCUUGCCUAUGAUACCAUAUGCGUCUUGCUUUUUAUCUGGUCUCAACAAUGGCACAUCCCUCGUUUUGGGAAGCAGAGGGGGACAUGUUGACAAGUCAGGGCUUUAUUAAGGGGUUUGAAAAUUGGCGUCGGCGGAGCGGUUUACUUGGACCUUUGUUUUGCAUAGCCUACCAUUAUAUUGACUUGUAGAUUAUGACAUCUUUUGUAUAUUCAAGCUUGGCGUUUACUGCCUGUAGACUUUGACAUUUGUACCAAGA
Neurospora crassa OR74A is the source of this 2126-nucleotide messenger RNA. RefSeq names its product RAB family GTPase. Lineage: Eukaryota; Fungi; Ascomycota; Sordariomycetes; Sordariales; Sordariaceae. The record is from RefSeq and is a predicted model, not a curated record. The transcript is spliced from 3 exons. Bases 714 to 1808 code for a protein of 364 amino acids. Gene Ontology annotation, biological process: regulation of endocytosis. Gene Ontology annotation, cellular component: endosome. Gene Ontology annotation, molecular function: GTP binding; GTPase activity.